Messenger RNA from Notolabrus celidotus (New Zealand spotty), 1524 nucleotides. Its product is annotated as homeodomain-interacting protein kinase 2-like. Gene Ontology annotation, biological process: peptidyl-serine phosphorylation; peptidyl-threonine phosphorylation. The transcript has a single exon. Bases 1 to 1524 code for a protein of 507 amino acids. Gene Ontology annotation, cellular component: nucleus; cytoplasm. Lineage: Eukaryota; Metazoa; Chordata; Actinopteri; Labriformes; Labridae. The record is from RefSeq and is a predicted model, not a curated record. Gene Ontology annotation, molecular function: protein tyrosine kinase activity; protein serine/threonine kinase activity; ATP binding.
AUGUGUCGCUGUAGGGCGGAGCUUGUUACCGUGAAUGAGAGAGCAGAGCUAGGGGUCUUCAGGGGGAGCUUACUCGGAGACUCCCACAGAGUGGAGUCCUUUCUCGGAGAGGGAGGUUUUGGUGUCGUUGCCAAGUGUCGUAACACCAUUACCGACAAGUAUGUGGCCAUCAAGGUCAACAAAAAUGAUCCUGAUAUAUUUCGCCAGGCUAGAAAGGAAAUAGCCGUGCUGAAGAAACUGCGGAGUCUGGAUCCAGAGACGUGCAACAUCGUGAGGUGGCACGGAUUUUUCUUCAACAAGUACAACAUCUGCCUGAACUUUGAGCUCAUGGAUCUUUUGCAUUACUUCAUCAGGGAUGGAGAAGACCGGUGGCUCUCCAUGACAGAGGUGAGAGCUGUUAUAUCUCAGAUGGCCUCAGCCCUUUCCCACCUGGGCUCCCUGGGAAUUGUCCAUGGGGACAUCAAGCCGGACAACAUCAUGGUUGUAGACCGCCACAAGAAGCCACUCCAGGUCAAGCUGAUCGACUUUGGUCUAGCGUGUCCAGUAUCAGCCUGUGAGCCUGGUAUGUGUGUGCAGACCAUCUGUUACAGGGCACCAGAAGUCUCCCUGCAUGGUCCCUUUAAUGAGGCCAUCGACAUAUGGUCUCUUGGUCUAACAGCUGCAGAGAUGAUUACAGGAUGCCCUCUCUACCCCGGUGAAAUGGACUAUGAUGUGCUGAGCUACAUCAUUGAAACUCAGGGCCAUCCAGAAGACGAUGUGCUGGAACAGGGGAUGGCUACUGAGCAUUUCUUUAAUUAUCAAAGCGACUGCCCAAGGCACUGGAGCUUUAAAGGACCAGAGGAGUAUAAGUAUGACACAGGGGACACACCUUCAGAUAUGAGAUACAUCCACUUUAGAAGUUUAGAUGAUCUUGAGGAGCUGAUGGAGCAGCAAAGAGGACCACACAGUGAUCACCGUCUGUUGGUGGACCUGAUCAAAAGGAUGUUGCCUUGGGACCAAAAGCAGCGCAUCAAACCCCUGGAGGUACUGCAGCAUCCAUUCCUGACUGAAAGCCCCCCUCAGAACUCCUGUUCUGAUGUCAUCAUUGAUAUGAUGGACCCUGAAGACGUCAUGUAUGAAGACAGUCAGGAGCUCUCUGGGAAUCAAACAGCAGGACCAGAGGACCAACAAAGCAGGUUCCAGAGAAGAACCACCUCCCUGACUGCAGAAACCGUGGUCACAAUGAUAGAAGAAGAGGAGAUCCAGCCUGAGAGAAGAGCUGAGAACGUGGGCUGGUUCAGACGGGUCGUCAAUUGGAUCACAGAGAAGUUCCGGUUCAGCCCCCCUCAGAGCUCCUGUGCUGCUGACGUCAGCAUAGAUAUGACGAACGCUGAAGAGGCCAUGUCUGAAGACAGUCAGGAGCUCUCUUGGAAACACACAGCAGGACCAGAGAACCAACAUAGCAGGAUCCAGAGAAGAACUGCAGUGAGGACACAAGCAGUGAAGAUGGGGAGAUGCAGCCUGAGAGAAGAGUUAAUAAGUUGA